This is a messenger RNA of Cyclocybe aegerita, 1101 nucleotides long. The record is from the annotation of a GenBank genome assembly. NCBI's taxonomy places the organism in Eukaryota, Fungi, Basidiomycota, Agaricomycetes, Agaricales, Hemipholiotaceae.
AUGGCGAGGACAUUUGACGGGAUUAAACUGAUUUCAGAGCCAAAUAGGUAUAAUACAUUCUACUAUUCCAGCUCCAUUCUGUGCACUGGGCUCACUAUUGCAACUGGUCGUAUUGAUGGCACAGCAUCAUGGAGAAUACCUCUCACUAUUCAAAUUGCCCUGGCGACCAUCCUGGCUGUGUUUGCCUUCGUACUGCCAGAGUCUCCUCGAUGGCUAUUGGCUGUUGGGCAAAAGGCAGAGGCACUCGAAAUUCUAGCUAAAUAUCACGGUAAUGGCAACCACAAUGCACCGCUCGUCCAACUGGAAUGGAAAGAGUACGAGCACGGUGUCAAGUUGGACGCCUCGGACAAGCGAUGGUGGGAUUACUCUGAGCUGUUCAACACUCGUAAUGCAAGGUAUCAAACUUUUAGAAUGCUCCUGAUGGGGUUCUUUGGGCAAUGGUCUGGAAACGGUCUCGGAUAUUUCUUGACUAUUUUGUUUGGAAAUGCUGGGGUAGAAACUCAGAACAAAAGGUUGACCUUAAACUUCAUCAAUAUGAUCGUUUCAGCCGUAGGCACCUUGAUUGGUACUUCCCUGAUGGACAAAGUUGGCCGUCAAACUAUGUGGUUCUGGGGCACGCUUGGCUGUUCAGGAAUGCUCACGAUUGUCACAGGGUGCACUGCGAAGUGGGGCAAGAGCGGUGCAAAUCCAGCUGGUGCAAAUGCUGCAAUAGCCUUCAUCUUCCUCUUUGGAUUCGUCUAUAGCUUGACCUACACCCCGCUACAAGCAUUGUAUCCUGCUGAGUGCUUGGAUUAUAACACCCAUGCCAAGGGAAUGGCAUUGUAUGUGUUUGCUGUUAGCUGUGCGUCAUUUGUGAAUACGUAUGCCAGCCCAAUUGCCCUUGGGAGGGAUUACUUGGCAGGUAAGUACUACAUUGUCUACAUUGCUUGGGAUCUAUUUGAGUGCACUGUAAUUUGGUUUUGUGCUGUCGAGACGAAAGGGAGAACUUUGGGGGAACUGAACGAAAUGUUUGAGGAUCCCAAUCCCAUGAAAGCCUCUACAAGGAAACACAAGGUCGCGAUAGUCAAGAAGGGUGGCAGGAAGGAGCUGAUCACUGUAUAG